AUGUCGAAAACGAUCCUCGGUAAGAUCUGUGCCAAAGCGUGGCUGGUGCUGCGGCGGCUGAGUAAAGCUGUUUUACGACAUGGUCCCCUCUUCCAGCAGGCUGCUGUUGCGAAGGCCAACGACGACUUGCUUGCACUCUGGCUUCAGCUUGGGCCGAAGCUGCCCUCACAGCUGCCCUCCCAGAAGCACGCCUGUGCUCUUGCGACUGCAUGCAAAGCACUGCCACGCUCGCUGGUGAAAAGCCGCAUCUGCGUUUCAUGGAUGCAGCAGCUCGAAGCACUUGCCCAGCAAGAUCCGCCCUUCAGAUGCAGCCCUAAAGAUCUGGAGCAAGCGGUUCAACAACUGGGGAAACUGUCGUCAGAAGACGGUUCCCUGCUGAUUGAAUAUGUCGUAACCCUGUGCGAUGCGUACAUCCAACCAGAAGUGGUCCAGCCAGAAGUGGUCCACCCUACUUCUGAGGGUGGCUACGUCCACGCCUACUUCUGA
Molecule: messenger RNA, 486 nt
Organism: Symbiodinium natans
Lineage: Eukaryota; Dinophyceae; Suessiales; Symbiodiniaceae
Source: the annotation of a GenBank genome assembly